AUGAGUUUCAAGGCCAAAGACCUUCACUACGAUGACACUCAGCCAGCUUUCCUGCGGCGGAUGCGAGGCGAACUAGCUGGUGACGGCUCUGGACGACAUGAACAACCAAUUCCGAGGAACAAGCGAUUGAAGAAGGACGAUGAUGAAGACGAUGCACCUACCUAUGUCCUGGAGGAUACGAAUCAGUCGAUGACGAAGGCUGAGUAUGAGGCGAUGGUAGCGGGCAAGGACGCGACCAAAGCCGAUGACGAUGCGACGCAGGAUGAAGCGACGACACAGUCUAAAGACAAUAUUGCUGAAGUUGGCAAGGUGACCAAGAAGCGGAAGGUUGCGAAGGUCAUCGCCGAAGAGGAAGAGGGGGAUGGCAAGGAGACGCAAGUACCCGAGAAGAAGCCUGUGAAGAAGGCUAAGAAGAAAGGAAAACCUGUUAAGCUGUCCUUUGGAGAUGAGGAAGCUGGGUAA
Messenger RNA from Didymosphaeria variabile, 462 nucleotides. RefSeq lists its product as uncharacterized. NCBI's taxonomy places the organism in Eukaryota, Fungi, Ascomycota, Dothideomycetes, Pleosporales, Didymosphaeriaceae. The coding region runs from base 1 to 462 and encodes 153 amino acids. The transcript has 2 exons. The record is from RefSeq and is a predicted model, not a curated record.